AUGCCGUUCGGACUGGGCGGCAUGGGCGCGGCGCUGCCGAAGUCGAAGAAGGCGCAGAAAGUGGACGAAGCGGACGCGAUUCGAGUGGAAGGAAACGAAAAGUUUGCGAAGGGGGAUUAUCUCGGCGCGAUCGCGGCGUAUGACGCGGCGCUGAAGUUGAAUGGGUCGGACGCGAGCGCGUACGCGAACAAGGCGGAGUGCUACUUGCGAGCGCGAGUGUUCGAGAAGGCGUUGGAGUGCGCGACGAAGGCGUUGGAGUGCUCGAAGGGGGAUAAGGCGAUGGAACUGAAGGCGAUUUAUAAGAAGAGCAUGGCGUUGAACGGGAUGGCGCGAUACGUGGAUGCGGCGAAGACGGCAGAUGAGGGAUCGCGUCUCGCCGACGCGCCGGAGGACGCGGCGGUUCGGGCGACGCUGGAAAAAGUCAAGCUCGAAUGCGAUAUGCUCACGGCGCAAGCGUUCACGGGGGCGUACGAUCUCGGAGCGUUGUAUUUGAACCGCAUGGGUGCGAGUUUCCGCCGUUGUGCGGAUUACAUCGGUGUGGUUCGAGUGUCCAAGCUCUCCGACGGUCGUCGCGGCUUGGUGACGACGAGCGCCGUCGCGGCGGGAGAUUUGCUCAUGGUGCAGAGCCCGCUGAGCUCGGCGUCGUUCGGCAAGACGGUGGAACAAAACCUCGUCCGCGGUCUUUACGAGGCUGCGCGCGCGCACCCGGCCGAUUGGGCGAUUCUCAAGGCUCUGCCGGCGUCGAGCGAGGAUGAACAAAAAGACGCGCCGGAGAUGAGCGUGUUUCGCAAGCACAUCAGCGCGGCGAAUAAGGAAAACGCACCCGCGCCCGAGAGCCCGGAAGAACUGGCGUUCAUCCCGAAAGUCGUCGCCAACUGCGCCAUCUCUGGGCGCCGUCUGUGCGGCGUCUGGCCGCUGCCGAGCUUCAUCAACCACUCGUGCGCGCCGAAUUGCCAUCGCAUCAACGUCGGGCAAAUCAUGCUCGUCUUCGCCUCGCAAAAUCUCCCGGCGGGGGCGGAGAUUACGAUGAAGUACUACGACACGCUCAUGCCGAAGAAAGACCGCGACGCGUUCGCCAGUCGACGCGGGUACAUGUGCAACUGCGCGCGAUGCGCUUUCGAAUCCACGGGCGACGUGAGCGAGGAAAAGAAAGCCGACGAGGCGGAAGAAAACGAUGAGGGCGCCGGGCCGAUUACGUGCGCGGUCAACGAGCUCAAGCGCAAGCUCAAGCCCGUGCUCAAGGAUUUCAAGGAAGAGUUGGCGGAGAUGAAGAAAACGAAGGGCAAGACGGUGCCGAACGUGAACCCGUUGAUCGAGCUUCGAGGGUGGUACGAGAGUCGCCUCGCGGCGCUCAAUCUCAGUCGCGCGCAGCUCGCCAUGGCGCGCAUGUCGUGCUACUCGAUGAGCGGGCGAGAUGAAGCACGCGCUCGUUAAGACGAUCAUAGAGGAUUUGAGCGCGGUGGAUGCCGGUGGAUUCGCGGCGUGCAAACAGAGCACAAUGUUGGCGAACAACGCGCGGCGAACGUUCGGUAAGGAUUCGCGCGAAGUCGUCGACGCGACGAACGUCAUGGUCGAGACGCACUGCCUCCGUUACGGCGCGAUCGGCGGAGAAGAUUUGAUUGAAAUCGUCCGUCGCACGGAGCAGUCGAUUGCCGAGGAGACGGGUGAAUU
Messenger RNA from Ostreococcus lucimarinus CCE9901, 1671 nucleotides. RefSeq lists its product with no specific name. The transcript is spliced from 2 exons. The coding region runs from base 1 to 1434 and encodes 477 amino acids. Gene Ontology annotation, molecular function: protein binding. The record is from RefSeq and is a predicted model, not a curated record. Lineage: Eukaryota; Viridiplantae; Chlorophyta; Mamiellophyceae; Mamiellales; Bathycoccaceae.